UAUAUCAUCUACAGUUGCCUAUAAAAGCUCUUGCUCGAUUCCCCACUCGGUUUACUUGACCAGCAGUCGUCGCAGUUGAACAUUAUGCGCGCUCCCGAGUGGAUGAGUUCUGAAAUGGCCCGCCUCACAUCCAAGCUAGAGCGCUACAAACCAACUGGCAGUGGAUACAACCGUAUACAGUCGAUUCGCCUAUCCAAGAGCGUUACUCAAAUGCUGAACAAUCCGAUGCCACCGACAGCGACCGCUGCAACCGAUAGGACGCAGCAGGAGAGCUCCUUUACAACUCCGCGACGGCGUGGAGUCUUAAGUCGCAGCGAAUCGGAAUGGGAGGAAGUGUAUCGCCUGAAGUUCAGCCGCCAGGAGAGUAGGGAAAGUGCCACAAGUGAGGACAGCGAGCUGCGGUUCACACAUUAUAGAAAUUGUGCCACGCGAAUUCCCUAAUCGGGGAUACUAAUUCGAUCUAUGUACUUUGCAAUAUUUGUAAACUUUUAUCUGUGUUAAAAAUAAAAUAAACAAGAAAUACCCCUCGAA
Messenger RNA from Drosophila eugracilis, 531 nucleotides. RefSeq lists its product as uncharacterized. Lineage: Eukaryota; Metazoa; Arthropoda; Insecta; Diptera; Drosophilidae. The record is from RefSeq and is a predicted model, not a curated record.